Haliotis rubra (blacklip abalone) is the source of this 3335-nucleotide messenger RNA. Its product is annotated as rhodopsin-like. NCBI's taxonomy places the organism in Eukaryota, Metazoa, Mollusca, Gastropoda, Lepetellida, Haliotidae. Gene Ontology annotation, cellular component: plasma membrane. The transcript is spliced from 2 exons. Gene Ontology annotation, molecular function: G protein-coupled receptor activity. The record is from RefSeq and is a predicted model, not a curated record. The coding region runs from base 367 to 1491 and encodes 374 amino acids. Gene Ontology annotation, biological process: G protein-coupled receptor signaling pathway.
UGGUGAGCUUCCUCUCUAUAAGGACAUGUGUUGCAUGCUCGGAUAAAGCCAUUCCAUUUUUUGUCGUACGGACAAGACCUCGGUAUCUCAGUCUGACAGCACAGUGACGUAUAUUGCUCUUAAACACGGAUAGCAUGCAGCCUGGGACUCACUUCUAAUUCAGUUAAUAAGAGUUGGCUGCUGCCGGCGUGUUCAGACGCCAAUAAAAGCAUUGAUGCAGUGUUGAUGCAGCUUACAACAAAGAUGCAAUCGAUUAACCAGGGACCAAUGUGCACGGAGGCUGUUCUUGAAGUAGUAUAAGUUGCAAACUCGCCAGGAUAUUCUACCAACCGUCCUCUCCAGGGAGAGACUCGAGAUGUAUGAAUUAUGAUACUGAAUGGAACCAGUUUGCCAAUGGAUGAGUUUACCAUGUACCCGGAGGUGGAGACAAACGUCACUGCUACGGUUGUGAACGAUAACCACACGACAAGCUCCUACUCUGACCCACGUUUAAUGUAUGCAGAAUAUGACGAGUGGGUUGAACUGGCAACAGUAUCGUACUACAUAGACCAGCGUUAUUUGUGGUUCAUUGUCGCUUUUGGGUUCCCUGGCAACAUCGCCACCAUCUUCACCAUCCUUCGUGUCGGCCAUGUGGGGACGCCAUCCUUCUACGUGUUACUGCUAGCCGUCGUCGACAACCUUGCCAUCGUGGUGAAACUUCUGUAUCACCAACUGGCAAUGUACAAUGUUCCCAUUGGAGUAUCCGGAUGCAAGUCGCUGAAGUUUCUUGGAAGUUUCCUUGUGGCGUUCGCGAAUUGGGUGCUCAUCACCCUUGCUGUGGAACGGUUCAUAGCCAUACAUUUUCCUUUCUCUCAGACAUCUACCCGGAAGUUUAAGAUGAAGAAAGCCGUCCUUGUUGUGUCCGUGGAGGCAGGGAUCUUGUUCUGGGUGUUUGCCCCUGUGUUGUGGACCCACUCCUACAUCUAUGACUCCUACCUGAACGUCAUGCGGUGCGGUGAACCGGAGGAGUACCGAUACUUCGUGGAGGAGAUAUGGCACUGGAUCGACUCCGUCGUAUACGCCGUCAUCCCGUGUAUCUCCCUCUUCACGCUCAACGUCCUCAUCAUCCGCGACACUACACAUUCCCUGAAAGCACGCACACUUCUCACCAACAGCGUAAACUCCAGAAGAGGCAGUAACUUCAACGUCCAGAUCACAGCGAUGUUGUUGACGGCGUCAAUAGUCUUUGUGGUGCUGACGUUGCCGGUGUGUGUCUACUACGUCGUGAACGUCUACUGGGACGUCUCCCCAUACAGCGUCCAACAGGGAUGGAAGAGCAUCUUCAGGGACGUCGCCUACCUUCUCUGUGAUCUCAGCCAUGCCGUCAACUUUUAUCUAUAUUUCCUAAGUGCCCGGAAAUUCAGACGCAAUUUCCUCAAGGUUCUGACCUGCUCACGUCGUGGAAACCCGAGUACUAACAGUGCAGCAAUGUGUCCCAGUAACUAUCUAUAGCUCCGUCUGCUGGUCAAAAAUGUUCGUAUUAUAUAUUCUGCCAUUCUGAGCUGGUAUCUGGACCGUAUGAUUAUAUCAACUAUAACUUUGCGUGCGGACUUUUCUGGAGUCAAGAUUUUACGCUUAGGUUAACAGUGGGAUAAUAUUGCAAGUGAAGCAAUUUAUUGCGGGAAAAUUGGGACAUUUCUUUGGAGCAGUUUCCUUGUGGGUAAUUGUAGUUGAGCCUAUACUCUGUCUGCAAAGCUGCUUGAGCUGAAUCAUGCCUACAGGCGUAAUGGAGUGCCAUUCAAGGAAUUUGCUGUGCCAUCUUAUCAAUUCGAAGGAUUAUUAUGAUUGUGAUUUUGAUCAGGAUCAUCACGAGACAAAGUUAUCAAUAUGAUCGAUUUUGAUUGCAGCCUAACGUCUCAACUUGAAGUAUCACCAAGAAGGAGUUUUGUACGUACAAUGUGACGUUAAUUGCAAUGGUCACAACUAAGAGCAGCUAGAUAUUUCUACUUUACAUGGACUCAUGCAUGCACAGAGGAAGAAUGUGAAAGGCUGUCAGUUGUCAACCAUUUAAACCUGCCGGGGUGAGAUUUAUAAUUGAGACAGAUUAUAAUUAUCAGUCGGCACUUGAAACCUCAGACGUUUUCUCUGAACAGCGAGACAAUUUUGGGAGCCAGCAUAAUGCUGUUUUUCCAAACAUCCAGUGAAACAAUAUUUUGAUUAAACCCAAGGAAUCAAAUUAUUUUUCUAGGAGUUGAAGGAAGAUGAUAUGAUUGUCCUCAUCUCCGUUCCCCGAGAGUGGUGAAUGGUCAUCUACUAAGUCAGGAAAUAUGUGAAUAUGAGACAUACUAUGCAUCCGAUGUGUUAGCUAUGUAUUAAACAUUAACCCCUCUCAACAGAGCAUUCCUGUGACGAGCACUGACAAGACGUCUGUGAUAUACCAUUGAUUAAGGGACCGUGCAAUCAAUUUUCUCGCUAAUGAUAUUUCUUGACAGUUCUUUUCUGUCACUGCUUUAAGUCAAUGAGUUAAAAUUUAUAGUCAAAUAGACAAUAUUUCAGCCAUAUCGUGACUAAAUCAAGAUAUAUGUCUUUCCUUUGGUUUGCCUUUCUAAGCGUGGUCAGCACAUUUCUUAUAUACUCUUAACUCGAAAGGAAUAUCUAUACAGCUGACAGGUAAUUAUUAUAAUAUAUUUGACACAGCACCCAACUAAAUGGGAAUAUUCAAGGCUAUGCGAACACAACAGAUGUCAUGAUUGGGUAAUACAUUUACGUAAUAUGUUUCACUCAAACACCACUCACCAUCUUUUGAGUUAUUGCGCAAAAACGCUAUGACGUUUUCGUAAUUGAUUUUUGGUCCUUCUCCACAGAAAUGUCAAAUCCAAGAUGUUUAUGAUUACAAUUAUUUAGUUGUACCGAAAAUUACUCAAAAGUCUGAUACAAAUACAUUCCAUCUGCCACCUCCACGCAAUGACAUUGUCAUAUACAUACCUUCAUCACGGUCAGAAGAUCCACAUUAACUCCAGUCCCCAUGUAACAAUAUUAAACAUUAACUAUGCCUGAGAAUCUCAGGUAACUACACGUGUGUGCUUGAUUGGCAUUGUUUAGAAGAUGCUAUUUGUGUGAGUGAGUUAAGUUUUAAAGUCACUUUGGCAAUAUUUAAGCCAUAUCGUGACUAAAUCAAACUAUAGAUUAAUAAUAAUUGAAGGUAAAUGCAAAAAAUCUGUCAACGAAGAUUAUCACAGAUAUUAAAUUAAAAAUAUUAAUUUAAUCUAAAGUAUUUUAACUAUACAAGCCAAGGCAAUAUAAAAACUAGAUUGCCAACAACUGAAGGCAGGUAAUCAUACUAGGGACCACGCGGC